AUGCGAUGCGCGAGCAAGGCCGCCGAGAGCGCGUCUGCACGUCUCUGUGCGGACGCCGAAGCAGAAACAACAGCAACUGAUGUCCCAUCGGUUGCUGAAGCGACCCAGCCUGUGUCACUUGAUGAUGCAGGCGCUGGUCAUGAAGACACUCGUGUCUUCACAGAGUACGAGCUCGGUGUCUCAUACUCUCCUGAUACGGAUGACGGAUCCGUAUCGACGGCGAUUGAAUCUAAGCCGCCUGCCAAGCGUGGCAUGGACGAUGCUUUGCGUCGCAGCAUCUUUGGUUCAUCUGAUGAAUCAGAUGAACCAUCGCCGAAGCGAAGGCGCUCGAGGUCGCGAGACUCGGGCGCUAACAGUGGUGUCGGUUCUCCUAUGGACACCACUUCGCAACGAGGUGCCAGUCCUUCUGUCGGCACAUCGCAGGAAGAGCGGGACCGCAAUGUCUUGCGUCUCGCUCCUGAGAAGAAGGCAUGGAUGCCUCCCAAAUCUGAUCCACCACCUUGA
Molecule: messenger RNA, 504 nt
Organism: Peronospora matthiolae
Lineage: Eukaryota; Oomycota; Peronosporomycetes; Peronosporales; Peronosporaceae
Source: the annotation of a GenBank genome assembly